This is a messenger RNA of Struthio camelus australis, 3348 nucleotides long. It is a transcript of the gene CCR6, whose product is annotated as C-C motif chemokine receptor 6. Gene Ontology annotation, biological process: thymocyte migration; positive regulation of dendritic cell chemotaxis; positive regulation of cytosolic calcium ion concentration. Gene Ontology annotation, molecular function: C-C chemokine receptor activity; C-C chemokine binding. Lineage: Eukaryota; Metazoa; Chordata; Aves; Struthioniformes; Struthionidae. Gene Ontology annotation, cellular component: external side of plasma membrane; membrane. The record is from RefSeq and is a predicted model, not a curated record.
AAAGCACAAAGUAUCUGCAAGGAAGGCUGUCUGGGCUUUGCAAGGAGGUGAAAAGAAAACGUGCGCGAAGGCCAAUUAAAACGUAGGUGUCCUCCAGCAUCUGCUGUAAGUCACUGACUUUGGACUGCUUCAGACCAAGUGUACUUCUUUCGAGGCUGAUGGUGAAUGUGCUUCAGCCAGCCACAAAAGAUCGUAACAGAAUCACAUAUCCCCUUUGACCUAAGCUUCAGACAGUAUUCUGAUCUGAAAUCCUUGGGAAAGCAUUUUGAAGCUUUUCUCACCACAUUUUCCCUUCGCAGAAGCAUACCGCCAAAAUGAGUAGUGCAGAGCCUAACACCACAGAUUAUGCAUAUGAGACAGACUAUCUUUCUCUAAUUGCACAACCAUGUUCUAAGGGAGAAGUCAGAAACUUCACAAAAGCAUUUCUGCCAGUCGCAUAUUCGUUGAUUUGUAUCGUCGGCCUAGUUGGUAACAUCUUUGUAGUGAUGACCUUUGCUUUAUAUGAAAGAGCCAAGUCCAUGACAGAUGUGUACCUCUUCAACAUGGCAAUAGCAGACAUACUGUUUGUUCUCACUCUCCCGUUGUGGGCAGUGAAUUAUGCUGCAGAUAAAUGGAUUUUUGGUGAUUUCAUUUGCAAAAUGAGCAGAGGUAUCUACGCAAUCAACUUCAACUGUGGCAUGCUGCUUUUGGCCUUUAUCAGUGUGGAUCGGUACAUAGCUAUUGUACAGGCAACAAAGUCAUUUAAAAUCAGGGCAAGAACGCUAGCAUACAGUAAACUGAUUUGUUUGGCUGUAUGGGUAGCAUCAGUUUUAAUCUCCAGUUCCUCUUUCCUGUAUAGUGAAAGUUACAGCUUCUCCAUCAAUGAAACCAAAGAGAUUUGUGAUCACAGAUCUGACAGAACAUCCGAAAGCACCUUGCUGAAAUUACUGCUCCUGAGUUUACAACUUGGAUUUGGCUUUUUUAUUCCUUUCAUGUUCAUGAUUUUUUGCUAUACAUUCAUUGUCAAAUCUUUACAACAAGCUCAAAAUUCCAAAAGAAACAAAGCAAUCCGUGUGAUCGUAUUAAUUGUGGUUGUUUUCCUAGUUUGCCAGGUACCCCAUAACAUUGUUCUUCUUGUGACAGCCAUAAAUCUGGGCAAGAUGAACAAAUCUUGUGACAGUGAAAAGAAAAUAGCCUAUGCAAAAUACAUCACAGAAGCCAUAGCAUUCUUACACUGUUGCUUGAACCCUGUCCUCUAUGCAUUUAUUGGAGUGAAGUUUAGAAGUCACUUUGUGAAGAUAAUGAAAGAUCUGUGGUGCAUGAGAUACAAGAAAUACAACAGCCGUAGUUCAAAGACAAACUCUGAUACUUACCAUUCAAGACAGACUAGUGAAAUUCUGAGUGAUAACAUAUCUUCUUUUACUAUAUAACACAAUAUGAACAACAUUCUUACUGAAAGAUUCUGUUCACCGAGCAACCCAGACCACUCUCAUUGUGCGUAUGACAACCAGUCAUCUGUGCUUCUCUGCACCCCAAAGGCAAGCUCCCAUGAUCCACAGCUCCUUUCAAUAAAAUAACAUAAAGAAAAGACUAACGCUGUCCUCUGAAAAACUGAAAUCUUAUUCACCUAACAUCCAUGCUCUUCUAAAGUGCAAUCACUUAGAAUUAUCAGGAAGGUGAAGUCGAUCAAGGAACACUCCUCAUUUUGAAUAGAAACUGCCUGUCUCCUCUGUCUUACAUCACUGAAGUAUCCCAAAAGUACUAAAUAAAUGAUUCAGGUUAUGUCCAGGCUCAUUCUACUUACAUUUAUAUUGUUGCUGUUGAUUAUUUAUGCCUAGCAAUCCUAUUUAAGUGUGAGUCUCCACUCCGCUUGCAUUGUAAAUAGGUUGUACGGAGAAAAUACUAAGCUAAACAGAUGACAUUUUGGGCAAGGCCUGGCAAGAAAAGCUAACACACGAAGAGACGAAGAAACAAGCAUAGCUGGACUUAGAUUGUAGGUCUCGCAAGUCUUUGUCCAGUUCUAUGCUCCACCUGCUCAUCAGAUGCCUCUAAAUGGAGUUGCACAAGCUUACACCAAGAAUGAGGCUGAUCAAAGGCAAUAGUAACCUGUCUUCUAAAGAGAGUAUUAUGGAAAGAGGAAAAUUAUGAAAUAAAUAGAACACUGAAAUAUGCGCAAGAAGGUUUUUUGAUAGCUACUCAGAACAAAGAACAGAGAGAUUCUUCCUUUCAUUUAGCACCAGACUCAGAUCCUGGAAUUCAUUGAAGCUGAUCACUUCGUGUAAAUAUCCCCGUGAAAAGCUGAUUCUUCCCAGCUGAAAUUCACGCAUCACUUCUUUAGAAGAAGUAGACAAACUGAAGAACAGAACUGUGAUUGUUCAAAUUCCAACAUUUUUUGUUGCAACUAGAUCACUGUCAAAACUUGAUGCAUUUCUUGGUAUUUAGCAACCAUUAACAAAGUUUCCUUAGGAAUGCAUUUUUUAACACAAAUACACAUAUAUGAAAUUUAUUCUGUUAUUAGCUUCAGAAAUUACUAAGGACAAUAUCUAAAAGUAAGAGUAGAGUGUGACUUAAUUCGUCCAGAUUUUUACUGAACUGGUCAGCGUUUGACUCACAAUGAAUAUAGGAAUGUUUAUAAUAAAUGAAUAAUUUUUUUUUACUCAGUCGUGACUUUUUGGCAAACUGAAGCAUGUGUUUAAAAAGCACACACAGGAACACUCUCAAAACAGGCUAUGCUGAAACUGUUCUCCAGCAGAGAUGUGACUAGUGAUGUAGUUCAGCGUCACUUCUGUUCACUGAGAGAGCUUCACUGUACUAUGACAACGAUGAGGGGAACAACCUGGACUGCUGAGGAACUCAAACCCCCGACACCUAGACUAACAGAAAGAUGUUCUAGACAGGACUAGGAGCAGAUGCACUUCGAAGAGCUGGAGGGCAGAGCGGCAGGACAGAGUAGAGGACAAGCGCACCACUGCUACCCGUUUGCAGUCGGCUAAAGUGCCAGUCUUCCGCAGCUCCCCUGCAACAGGAGCGUGAGCCAUGGCAGUGUCUGGACUUGCUGUUACGUGGAAUUGUCCACUCCGACGGCAGUGUUAAUCAACACAAUUUGCAGCUUGCAGUUUGCCUUGGACGUUUUUUUUUGAACUCAUGACUGAAGGGAGAACGGACCAGAAACCACAUCCUCCACUGGCAAUGGAAGGGGCCAAGGACGGCAAUGCCGGAACUGAAGAAUACUUGAGGAUACGACAUGACAUGAAACUAGUACUGUUUUUACUGGUACAAUCCAUCCUUGUUUACAGUGCAGUGUGAGGUUUUUAAAUAUUAAUGUCGGGUGUGAUAAAGAUCAUAUGUAUUUAUCAUCAAUGACUAGUA